CACACUGUCUAUAUAUUGAGAUAGAACUGUCAUUAUAAAUGCCAAACACAAACACAUAAGCACAGAGUCAGCAUCACUCCCUCAACCCAACCCUUCUUCAAUGGGAGAUCCUCAAUUCGACCUGAUCAUCAUCGGCGCCGGCGUGAUGGGUAGCUCCACCGCCUACCAAGCAGCCAAACGUGGCCUCAAAACACUUUUGCUCGAACAGUUCGAUUUCCUUCACCAGCGUGGCUCCUCUCACGGUGAAUCCCGCACGAUUCGAUCCACCUAUCCCCAAAGCCAUUACUAUCCUCUGGUGGUCGAAUCAUACAAACUAUGGGAAGAGAUCCAGGCUGAAGUUGGCUACAAUGUUUACUUCAAAGCUCAACACCUUGACAUUGGCCAUCUCGACGAUCCAUCCUUCCGCGCUGUCAUCGAAAACUGCCGGAAACAUGGUGUCAACCACCAGCUCUUGAACGCCGAGCAAGUCACUGCGAAGUACUCCGGGAAAUUCAACUUACAGGAAGGUUGGUUGGGUCUGUCCACAGAACAUGGCGGAAUGUUAAAGGCCACAAAAGCUACUGCCAUGUUUCAGACACUGGCACACAAACAUGGAGCUGUUCUCAAAGACAACUCAAAGGUUGUAGAUAUAAAAAACAACGGCGGAGAGGUCGUGGUUUUCACCGAGAAUGGUGAAAAAGUCCGCGGUAAGAAAGUUGUGGUAACGGUGGGAUCAUGGGCGAAUAAGCUGAUUAAGAAAAUCAGAGGUAUUGAUCUUCCGAUACAGGCUAUUGAGACUCAUCUUUGUUACUGGAGAAUAAAAGAAGGACAUGAAGAUAAAUUCGCAAUUGGUGGCGAUUUUCCGACUUUUGCUAGCUAUGGGAAGAUUUACUACUAUGGAACACCAACUUUGGAGUUUCCGGGUUUGCUUAAACUUGGUGUCCACGGCGGUCUAAAGUGCGACCCUGAUCGGAGGCCAUGGGGACAAGGCGAGAUGAUGAAUGAUUUGAAGAAGUGGAUUGAUAGGACAUUCUCUGGGGUGAUCGAUACGACAAAGCCUGUUGUGAAACAGGCCUGUCUGUAUUCAAUGACCCCAGAUGAAAAUUUUGUGAUUGAUUUUUUGGAUGGUGAGUUUAAGAAUAACGUUGUUUUGGGUGUUGGGUUUUCCGGUCAUGGAUUUAAGAUGGCUCCGCUUGUUGGUAAGAUAUUAACUGAGCUGGCAACCGAUGGGAAAACUGAUAAGGCUGACUUGAAUCAUUACAGAAUUGGAAGAUUCCAAAGGAUAUCUAAGAUUUAGGUGUCUUCUUUGUUGUUGUGUCAUGAUCUGUGCUGGAAUCGUAUGAUGAAGGCGAAAUUUGCGACUACGGUAAAGUAAUUUGAUCUAAGGGACGAGAGUGUUUAAACUUGAAUCCAAUGGAUGAAUUCGGUUGCAUAAUUGUUCAUUUCUCUCUUUGUUAUCUAGUGUUUGUAACACGGUAAUGUUAUUCAAAUGCAACUUUUGCUAUAUUCCAAUCAACUUUUUUGUUUGUUGUUA
Messenger RNA from Lathyrus oleraceus (garden pea), 1513 nucleotides. RefSeq names its product probable sarcosine oxidase. The record is from RefSeq and is a predicted model, not a curated record. Lineage: Eukaryota; Viridiplantae; Streptophyta; Magnoliopsida; Fabales; Fabaceae. Gene Ontology annotation, molecular function: flavin adenine dinucleotide binding; sarcosine oxidase activity. The transcript has a single exon. The coding region runs from base 101 to 1276 and encodes 391 amino acids.